GAGGCUGAAGUGAGAGGGUUGCAAGUUCGAGCCCAGACGGCGCAACUCAGCAUGACCUUGUUUCCAAAAAAUUAAAAGGGCUGAAGCUGCAGCUCAGUGGUCGAGUAUUUGUAUACAAUAUGUGAGGACCUAGGUUCAAUACCAAUUAUUGAAAAAAAAAUCAGUCCAGACUGAAGGCAAAGCAGCUCCGCUAAAGGACCUUGUUCCAACAAGCUAUUGUCCCUGGGCUUCUCUGACGGGACAAUAAUCUCUGCAAAUCCAACAAUCAGCAAAACAGGGCAAGGCAAUUUCAGGAGCGCUUGGUCCUCCAAGAGAAUCUUAUGUACAGGCCCUUCACGGUAACAAGACAGGCCGGACCAGGGAAACAGGGGACCAUGGAUAUUGAAGCGUACUUUGAAAGAAUUGGUUAUAAGAACUCUAAGAAGAAAUUGGACCUGGAAACAUUAACUGACAUUCUUCAGCACCAGAUUCGAACCAUUCCCUUUGAAAACCUUAGCAUGCAUUGUGGAGAAUCCAUGGAGCUAGACUUAAAGGCUGUUUUUGAUCAAGUUGUGAGAAGGAACCGGGGUGGCUGGUGCCUCCAGGUCAAUCAUAUUCUAUACUGGGCUCUGACCACAAUGGGGUUUCAGACCACAAUGUUGGGCGGAUAUGUCUACAACACCCCAGCCAAUAAAUAUAGCAGUGGUAUGAUUCACCUUGUAGUACAGGUGACCAUCAGUGGCAGAAACUACAUUGUUGAUGCUGGCUUUGGACGCUCCUAUCAGAUAUGGGAGCCUCUAGAAUUAAUUUCUGGGAUGGACCAACCUCAAGUGCCUGCCAUUUUCCGCUUGACAGAAGAAAAUGGAAUCUGGUACUUGGACCAAAUCAGAAGAGAACAGUACAUUCCACACCAAGAAUUUCUUCAUUCUGAUCUUCUAGAAAUGGGAAAAUACCGGAAAAUCUAUUCUUUUACUCUGGAACCUCGAACAAUUGAAGAUUUUGAAUCGAUAAAUACUUACCUUCAGACAUCACCAGCAUCUGUGUUUACAAGCAAAUCCUUUUGUUCCUUGCAGACACCUGAAGGGGUUCAUUGCUUAGUGGGCUGGACCCUCACCUCUAGGAGAUUCAGUUAUAAGGACAAUGUAGAUCUGGUAGAGUUUAAGACACUGAAAGAAGAAGAAAUAGAUGAAGUAUUGAAAACUGUGUUUGGUGUUUCGUUAGAGAGAAAACUUGUGCCCAAACAUGGUGAUCGAUUUUUUACUAUUUAGGGUAAGCAGCAGCAGUGAUCUUCCAUGCACUAUAUAUAAUCAAACUUUUGUCAUAAAAAUUUCAAACAUGAAAUGUGUGAUUGAUGGAAAAAUAGGCCCUGGUAUGUUGAAUAUCAAGAUCACCAAUGAUGAAUGGAUGAUUUGUUGUUUCCUCCCCACCCUUUGGACAUGGUACAAUUUAUCCAUUAAAUGUCAACAUGCAUAAAGGAAUGAUGUUGGAGACCAGGCUGUGUAAGGGUUAAGCUUCUGAACACAGUGCUCUCUGAAUAUAUUGGAAAGCUCCUACUGAGAGAGCUCUGAAGUCAAGAUAAUACCACAGCUGAUACAGCCAAGCACUGGACUCAUGACAGUCCCUAUAGAAGAGCAAUAAAAUUGUCAACCUUA
This is a messenger RNA of Chinchilla lanigera (long-tailed chinchilla), 1631 nucleotides long. RefSeq names its product arylamine N-acetyltransferase 2. Lineage: Eukaryota; Metazoa; Chordata; Mammalia; Rodentia; Chinchillidae. Gene Ontology annotation, molecular function: acetyltransferase activity. The transcript is spliced from 2 exons. The coding region runs from base 321 to 1247 and encodes 308 amino acids. The record is from RefSeq and is a predicted model, not a curated record.